This is a messenger RNA of Paracoccidioides brasiliensis Pb18, 1917 nucleotides long. RefSeq names its product ESCRT-0 subunit protein HSE1. Gene Ontology annotation, molecular function: phosphatidylinositol binding; ubiquitin binding. The transcript is spliced from 9 exons. The coding region runs from base 1 to 1917 and encodes 638 amino acids. The record is from RefSeq and is a predicted model, not a curated record. Gene Ontology annotation, cellular component: ESCRT-0 complex. Gene Ontology annotation, biological process: protein transport to vacuole involved in ubiquitin-dependent protein catabolic process via the multivesicular body sorting pathway.
AUGUUCCGCACGCAACAAAACGCCUUCGAUGAUGCCGUUGCCAAGGCGACGGACGAGAACUUGACUUCGGAAAACUGGGAGUUUAUUCUUGAUGUUUGCGACAAGGUCGGCAGCGAGGAUACCGGAGCGAAAGAUGCUGUGGCUGCAAUGAUAAAACGGCUCGCCCACAGGAAUGCCAAUGUGCAACUUUACACCCUUGAACUUGCCAAUGCGCUUUCGCAAAAUUGCGGCGUUAAAAUGCACCGUGAGCUCGCGUCGAGAAGCUUUACAGAUGCCCUACUACGACUUGCAAAUGAUCGGAAUACCCACCAACAAGUGAAGGCGAAGAUUCUAGAAAGAAUGGAAGAAUGGACAGAGAUGUUUUCGAGCAAUUCUGACUUCGGAAUUAUGGAGCAAGCAUAUAUGAAACUCAAGUCGCAGAACCCGAAUCUCCAACCGCCGUCCAAGCCAACAAAGCGACAAAUCACCGAACUUGAUAGACAGAAGGAGGAAGAGGAACUUCAAAUGGCACUCGCACUGUCCAUUAAAGAUAAACCUUCUUCUCCCACUGCCCAAAACAAAACAGCCACCCAACCUUCUGCCAGCGAAACCAACAAAACCCAGCCUGCACCCUCCCAGCAUGUCCCAUCUGGAACGACUGCAGCGACUGUAUCUCGCGUUAGAGCUUUGUAUGACUUUCAGCCCUCCGAACCCGGAGAACUCCAGUUUCGCAGGGGUGAUGUUAUUGCAGUCCUCGAAUCUGUUUACAAGGACUGGUGGAAGGGAUCUUUGCGCGGCCAGACCGGCAUUUUUCCCCUAAACUACGUUGAAAAACUUUCAGACCCAACCCAAGAGGAACUCCAAAGAGAAGCGCAAAUGGAAGCUGAAGUGUUCGCAGAGAUUAAAAAUGUGGAGAAGCUUCUAACACUUUUGAGCACCAGCAACUCAGAGCUCAAUGUCCAGGAGAACGAGGAAAUCACAACCCUUUACCAUUCAACUCUUGCUAUACGACCAAAACUCAUUGAGCUGAUUGGUAAAUACUCACAGAAGAAGGAUGACUUCACGCAACUGAAUGAGAAGUUCAUCAAAGCUCGUAGGGACUACGAGUCUUUGCUUGAGGCAUCGAUGGCUCAUCCGGCUCAGCCGCAUUACGGACGUCCUCACCAGACCUUAUACGGCUAUCCAGCGCAAAGUGGUCCCCAGGCAUAUCCCCACGGAGCUCUACCACAGGACCCCCAGCGUUACUAUACCCCCCACCCUCAAGACACUUCAAAACCUAUUCAGCCCAGUCAAGUCCCGUUCUACGGGUCCGAACAAUCCCAACUACCCUACCCAACUAACACCCAGACGCCCGAUCCUCGACAACGAACACCCACUGGCGCGCACCCGGUAAAACAACAUCAACAACAUGUUCCACCGGAUUCCUACGGAACAAACGGCCUCGUUCACCACCGCCCCCAGAAUGCCCCUGAUCACCCUCAGGAGCUUGGUACAUCGGUAUAUGAUUCCCCUCAAGAGAACGCACCACCAAAUAUCCGGCACUCUUACCACCUACCUGUGCAUCAGGCUCGACUGUCCGUUGCGCAGCAGCAGCAGCCGCAAUUACAACAAUCAAAUGACUUUGCCUCCCCAAAUUACUCCGCCGAUGAAAUCCCACAACUACUACCCCAACCACAAACUGUAAAUCCGCCCUAUCCCACUCAGUCACAGCCCCCACAAGUCGUCCAGCAACAACAUCAACUUUCCCAGAACUCUCCUAGCCAACCUGCUCAAGCGCCUCCUCCUAUGCCAUCUAGCAGCCCAGUUCAACUUCCGUACCCCAGUCUUUCUGCUGGGGUGAGACCAGGGCAAACUAGUGGUGGGUACCAAACCUAUCAGGUGCCUGGCGUGAAUCAUCCAAGCUCACCGAACACCGAACCAAGUUCUUUUUAUCGGUAA